AUGGCACUCCCUGGUGGACCAAAGUUUGAACCACUUUUCAGAGAUGUUGAUGCAGAGGAUGAGGAUUGGAAUGAAUUUAAUGAUAUUCACAAAAUUAUUAUCAGACAAAAAGUAAGAACUGAAUACAAGGUUGCAUUCCCUCAUCUCUAUAAUGACAGACCAAGAAAGGUAGAACUUUCCAGUUAUAGACAUCCACUUUUAACAUUCAACAAAUCAGAAGAUCCGGAUGCAGAUGUUUUUGAAUUCCAUCACUCUAUUAACCCAAUUUCAUCAUACAAAUCUCAAUAUGACGAAGAACAUAAUGAAUUUGAAUAUGAAGAUAUUGGUGGAGAUGGAGAUGUAUUUGUACUUCCAGAUGAUGUUUCUCCUCUUUUAGAUGAAGAACCACUUUGGACUCCGUAUACUCAACAAGGUAUUGAUUUGUAUUGGGCUCCAAGUCCAUUCUGUCAUCGUUCAGGAAAGAUGAAAAGAGCACAAGAUAUUCCUCUCGUAAAAUCAUGGUAUCGUGAACAUGCUAAUCCUGAACAUCCUGUCAAGGUUAGAGUCAGUUAUCAAAAACUUCUCAAAUGUUACAUAUUGAACGAAUUACAUCAUCAACCUUCUAAGGCUCAAACAAAGAGAAAUCUCUUUAAAUCCCUCAAAAAUACCAAAUUUUUCAAAACUACUAAGAUUGAUUGGGUUGAAGCUGGUUUACAAGUUUGUAGACAAGGUUUCAAUAUGCUCAAUUUAUUAAUUCACAGAAAAAAUUUAAAUUAUUUGCACUUGGAUUAUAACUUUAACUUGAAACCAAUCAAGACACUUACAACUAAGGAACGUAAAAAAUCUAGAUUCGGUAAUGCUUUCCACCUUUGUCGUGAAAUUUUAAGAUUGACAAAACUUGUUGUUGACUCACAUGUACAAUAUAGAAUGGGUAAUGUUGAAGCAUACCAACUUGCUGAUGGUUUGCAUUACAUUUUCACUCAUGUAGGCCAACUUACAGGCAUGUAUCGUUACAAGUACAGACUUAUGAGACAAAUCAGAAUGUGUAAAGAUUUGAAACACUUAAUUUAUUAUAGAUUUAAUUCUGGUGGAGUUGAUAAGGGUCCUGGAUGUGGUUUCUGGGCUCCUGCUUGGAGGGUUUGGUUAUUCUUCUUGCGUGGUAUUGUACCACUUCUUGAAAGAUGGUUAGGUAAUUUGCUUGCCAAACAAUUUGAAGGAAGACAAAAUAAGGGUACAGCCAAAUCUGUCACAAAACAACGUGUUGAAUCUCACUUUGAUCUUGAGUUAAGAGCAGCUGUUUUGCAUGAUAUUCUUGAUAUGAUGCCUGAAGGUAUUAGAGAAAAUAAGGCUAGAGUUGUCUUGCAACACUUGAGUGAAGCUUGGCGUUGUUGGAAGGCCAAUAUUCCUUGGAAAGUUCCAGGUCUUCCUUCUCCAAUUGAAAAUAUGAUAUUGAGAUAUGUAAAGUCCAAGGCUGACUGGUGGACCAAUGUUGCCCACUAUAAUAGAGAACGUAUUAAACGUGGUGUAACUGUUGAUAAGACUGUCAGUAAGAAGAAUCUUGGAAGACUCACUCGUCUCUACCUGAAGGAUGAACAAGAGAGACAACAUAACUAUAUGAAAGAUGGUCCAUAUGUUACUUCAGAAGAAGCUGUUGCUAUCUAUACAGCCACAGUUCACUGGUUGGAAAGCAGAAAGUUUGCACCAAUUCCUUUCCCUCCUCUUUCGUACAAGCACGAUACCAAAUUACUUAUUCUAGCUUUGGAAAGAUUGAAAGAAGCUUACAGUGUAAAGAGUAGAUUGAACCACUCACAACGUGAAGAACUUGGUCUAAUUGAACAAGCUUAUAACAAUCCACAUGAGGCCUUGACUAGAAUCAAGAAGCAUUUACUCUUACAAAGAACUUUCAAAGAAGUGUCUAUCGAGUAUAUGGAUUUGUACAGCCAUCUCAUUCCUGUCUAUGAUGUUGAACCAAUGGAAAAGAUUACCGAUGCUUACUUGGAUCAAUAUUUGUGGUAUGAAGCUGACAAGAGAGGAUUAUUCCCUAACUGGAUUAAACCAUCCGACUCUGAACCACCUCCACUUCUUAUUUACAAGUGGUGCCAAGCUAUUAACAAUCUGUCAGAUGUUUGGGAAACUUCAAAUGGUGAAUGUGUUGUAAUGAUGCAAGCCAAGUUUGAUAAACUUUGGGAAAAGAUAGAUCCAAUUCUAUUGAACCGUUUAUUGAGACUUGUGGUUGACAGUAAUAUUGCUGAUUAUAUGUGUGCCAAGAACAACGUUACUCUAACAUUCAAAGAUAUGAGUCACGUGAACAUGUAUGGUUUGAUCAGAGGUCUUCAAUUUUCAUCUUUUAUUUCUCAAUACUAUUGUCUCAUUUUGGAUAUUUUAAUGCUUGGAUUGGAUAGAGCAAGUGAAAUAGCUGGUCCUGCAAGAGAACCAAAUAUUUUCCUUACAUACAAGGACUUACAAACAGAAUCAAACAAUCCAAUAAGAUUAUACUCGAGAUAUAUCGAUGAGUUCCAUAUACUUUUCAAAUUUACUCAUGAAGAGGCUCGUGAACUUAUUCAAAAAUACCUCACUGAACAUCCUGAUCCAAACAAUGAAAAUAUUGUUGGAUACAACAAUAAGAAAUGUUGGCCAAGGGAUGGUCGUAUGAGACUUAUGAAACACGAUGUUAACCUUGGAAGAGCUGUUUUCUGGGAAAUUACUAAUAGAUUGCCAAAAUCUCUCACUACUUUGAAAUGGCAAGAUUCAUUUGUCUCUGUCUACAGUAAGGAUAAUCCUAACUUGUUAUUCAGUAUGUCUGGAUUUGAAAUUAGAGUAUUACCAAAGAUUCGUGCUCCUUCUCAACAAUUUGUUACCUCAAAGGAUGGUGUUUGGGAUUUGAGAAAUGAAAUCACAAAGGAAAGAACAGCCCAAGCCUACCUGAAGGUUAGUGAACAAUCUAUGAGAAAGUUUGAAAAUCGUAUUAGAAUGAUUCUUAUGGCUUCUGGUUCUACAACCUUUACCAAGAUUGUUAACAAGUGGAACACAGCUGUUAUUGGAUUGAUGACUUAUUUCCGUGAAGCUGUUGUUAAUACACAAGAAAUGCUUGACCUUCUCGUAAAAUGUGAAAAUAAGAUUCAAACAAGAAUCAAGAUUGGCCUCAACUCAAAGAUGCCUACCAGAUUCCCUCCUGUUGUAUUCUAUACUCCAAAAGAAUUGGGUGGUUUAGGUAUGCUUUCUAUGGGUCACGUACUCAUUCCACAAUCUGAUCUCAAAUAUUCCAAGCAAACUGAUACAGGUAUAACUCACUUCCGUUCUGGUAUGAGUCAUGAUGAAGGUCAACUCAUUCCUAAUCUUUAUAGAUAUCUCCAACCUUGGCAAUCAGAAUUUGUUGACUCUCAACGUGUUUGGGCAGAAUAUGCAGCCAAGAGAAGAGAAGCUCUUGAAAAGAAUAGAAAGUUAGGACUUGAAGACUUGGAAGAUUCUUGGGAUAGAGGUAUUCCUAGAAUUAAUACACUUUUCCAAAAGGACAGACACAUUCUCGCCUAUGAUAAGGGCUGGAGAGUCAGAAAUGAAUUCAAGGCUUAUCAAGUACUUAAACAAAAUCCUUUCUGGUGGACUCAAACUAGACAUGAUGGUAAACUUUGGUCAUUGAAUAACUAUAGAACUGACAUGAUUCAAGCCCUUGGUGGUGUAGAAUGUAUUUUGGAACACAGUUUGUUCAAGGGUACUUACUUUGUUACUUGGGAAGGUCUUUUCUGGGAACGUGCAAGUGGGUUUGAAGAAAGUAUGAAGUUUAAAAAGCUUACAAAUGCUCAGCGUUCAGGUUUGAACCAAAUUCCAAACAGAAGAUUUACCUUGUGGUGGUCUCCAACUAUUAACCGUGCCAAUGUCUAUGUUGGUUUCCAAGUUCAAUUGGAUUUGACAGGUAUUUUCAUGCAUGGUAAGAUUCCAACCCUCAAGAUUUCAUUGAUUCAAAUCUUCAGAGCUCACUUGUGGCAAAAGAUCCAUGAAAGUGUAGUUUGGGAUCUUUGUCAAGUAUUCGAUCAACAAGUUGAUACUCUUCAAAUUCAAACAGUACAAAAGGAAACAAUCCAUCCUAGAAAGUCUUACAAGAUGAACUCUUCUUGUGCAGAUGUUUUAUUGUUUGCUGCAUACAAGUGGCAAAUUACUAAACCUUCUCUAUUGACAGAUCCAAACGAUACCUAUGACUCUAGUUCUAAUAAGUAUUGGAUUGACGUUCAAUUGAGAUGGGGUGAUUUUGAUUCUCAUGAUAUUGAAAGAUAUUCUAGAUCCAAGUUCUUGGAAUAUUCUAAUGAUAAUCUUUCAUUCUAUCCAUCUCCAACUGGUGUCUUGAUCGGUAUUGAUUUAGCUUAUAACUACAUGUCAGCUUAUGGAUGUUGGUUCCACGGAUCCAAGCCUCUCAUUCGUAAGGCUAUGGCUAAAAUUAUGAAAGCCAAUCCUGCUCUUUAUGUCCUCAGAGAACGUAUCAGAAAGGGUUUGCAAUUGUACUCUUCUGAACCAACUGAACCAUAUUUGAACAGUCAAAACUAUGGUGAAUUGUUUAGUAAUCAAACCAUUUGGUUUGUUGAUGACUCAGAUGUUUAUCGUGUAGUUAUUCACCAAACUAGUGAAGGUAACUCUACUUCAAAACCUGUAAAUGGUGCUAUUUAUAUUUUCAAUCCAAAGACUGGUCAAUUGUAUUUGAAGAUUAUUCACACAAGUGUAUGGGCUGGCCAAAAGCGUAAAGGCCAAUUGGCCAAAUGGAAGACUGCUGAAGAAGUUACAAGUUUGAUUAGAUCACUUCCAGUUGAAGAACAACCAAAACAAAUUAUUGUUACUAGAAAGGGUUUGCUUGAUCCAUUAGAAGUUCACUUGUUGGACUUCCCUAAUAUUGUUAUCAAGGGAAGUGAAUUGAAAUUACCAUUCCAAUCAAUUCUCAAGAUUGACAAAUUCAAUGACUUGGUAAUGAAGGCAACUGAGCCAAAAAUGUUGGUAUUCAAUAUUUAUGAUGAUUGGCGUGAAUCAAUUAACUCAUACACAGCCUUCCUCAGAUUGAUCUUGACCUUACGUGCCUUUGAUGUUAACCCUGAUAAGACAAAGAUGAUUUUAAGACCAAGCAAGACAACCAUCACACAACCUCACCAUGUUUGGCCAACUUUGGACGAUCAAACUUGGGUGAAAGUUGAAGUUGCUCUGAAAGAUUUAAUCUUGUCAAAUUAUGGUAAACGAAACAAUGUCAAGGUUACAUCAUUGACUCAAUCAGAAGUUCGUGAUAUUAUUCUUGGUAUGGAUAUUGCACCACCAUCAGUUCAACAACAACAAAUUGCUGAAAUUGAGAAAGAGGCAAAAGAAGCCACCCAACUCACCACAAUCACAACCAAAAAGAUUAACCAAUAUGGUGAAGAGAUUAUUACUGUUACCAAUACACCAUACGAACAAGAAACAUUCAGUAGUAAGACCGAUUGGAGAAUGAGAGCUAUUGCUGCUCCUAAUCUUCAAAUCAGAACAAAACGUAUUUUCAUUGAACAAGAAGAUAUUGCUGAGAGCGCCUAUGACUUUGUACUUCCAAUGAAUAUUUUGAAGAAGUUUAUUUCUAUUUCAGAUUUGAGAACUCAAGUAAUGGGUUAUUGUUAUGGUAAAUCUCCUGAAGACAAUCCUAAGGUUAAAGAAAUCCACUGUAUCGUUUUGGUUCCUCAAUUAGGAUCACAUAAGACUGUAGCUGUUCCAAAACAAUUACCAGAACAUGACAUUUUGUCAGGAUUGGAACCACUUGGUUGGAUUCACACUCAACCUGCUUCUGCAAGUCAUACCAGACUCACCCCUCAAGAUGUCACAUUCCACUCCAAAGUUAUGAACCAACACAAAUCUUGGGAUGGUGAAAAGACCAUUACUAUUACCUGUCAAAUUACUCCUGGUUCAUGCAAUCUUACUGCACACAAGUUAACACCAGAAGGUUUUGACUGGGGUAGAAAGAAUAAGGAUAUUUUCAGUGAUGAACCACAAGGAUUCAAUCAUGCUGCUUUCUAUGAGGGAGUCCAAAUUAUUUUGUCAGAAUCUUAUAUGGGAUUCUUUAUGGUUCCUGACGAAGGUUCUUGGAAUUACUUCUUUAUGGGCUAUGGUCAUACUGAAAAUAUGGAAUAUGGCGUAACUCUUGGAGUUCCUAAGGAAUUUUAUCAUGAAGUCCAUCGUCCUCAUCACUUUUUGAAUUUCAGUAUGAUGGAAGAUGCUUCCUCUCAAACAGCAUUGGAACCAUCUAAGCCAACAGUUCUAGCCAGUAGUAGCACUGAGGAAGAGAAUCAUGAAGAGGCAGAUGUGGACAACCUUUUUGAAUAAAUAUUGCAUUAAUUUAGU
Molecule: messenger RNA, 6315 nt
Organism: Naegleria gruberi
Lineage: Eukaryota; Heterolobosea; Eutetramitea; Acrasida; Naegleriidae
Product: splicing factor Prp8
Exons: 1
Coding region: 1-6297 (2098 amino acids)
Biological process (GO): mRNA splicing, via spliceosome; spliceosomal tri-snRNP complex assembly
Cellular component (GO): catalytic step 2 spliceosome; U5 snRNP
Molecular function (GO): protein binding; pre-mRNA intronic binding; U2 snRNA binding
Source: RefSeq, a predicted model, not a curated record